Messenger RNA from Pelobates fuscus (common spadefoot toad), 1355 nucleotides. It is a transcript of the gene NPL, whose product is annotated as N-acetylneuraminate pyruvate lyase. Gene Ontology annotation, biological process: N-acetylneuraminate catabolic process. The record is from RefSeq and is a predicted model, not a curated record. Lineage: Eukaryota; Metazoa; Chordata; Amphibia; Anura; Pelobatidae. Gene Ontology annotation, molecular function: N-acetylneuraminate lyase activity. The transcript has 12 exons. The coding region runs from base 181 to 1098 and encodes 305 amino acids.
CAUCACAUGUCAGCAUUCUGACUCCUAAGAAACGAAACAGUAACUGGAAAUGAGGAAGCUUGGAACUUCUGUUCCCAUAGUGACCUGCAAGAGUCAUGUGAUCAGAGCAUGUAAAGCCUAUUGCACACUGGCUAGACCAGCAUUGCUUGUUUGUGCUGCUAAAGGCAGAUUGUCAGCAUCAUGGCGUCUGCUGUAAGGAGGUUGAAGGGUCUUGUGGCAGCAACUUUUACUCCAAUGACCGCAAUGAGUGACCUCAAUCUUCCAGUCAUUCAGCAAUAUGUGGACUAUCUGAUUGAGAAGCAGAAUGUGAGGAAUAUAUUUGUAAAUGGUACAACGGGAGAAGGAAUGUCACUUAGUGUUCAGGAAAGGAAAAUGCUGGCAGAAGAAUGGGUGAAACAUGCAAAGAAUAAAAUGGACAGUGUGAUGGUUCAUGUGGGAUGUCUCAGCCUGGAGGACUCAAAAGAUCUGGCUGCACAUGCUGCCUCCUGUGGAGCAGAUGCAAUAAGUGCAGUGAGCCCUUCAUUCAUCAAGCCUUCCAGCCAAGAUGCUUUAGUCAUGUAUCUGAAAGAGGUGGCGGCCGCUGCUCCCAGUCUCCCAUUUUAUUAUUAUCACAUUCCCAGUCUCACUGGGGUAAGAUAUCAGGUAUUUGACCUGAUGGGUAAAAUGCAGAAAGAAAUCCCAUCCUUCCGUGGGGUGAAGUUUAGUGAUGUAAACCUCAUGGACUUUAGCCUGUGCGUCCAUAACUACAAAGAAUUUGAUCUUCUUUAUGGCGUGGACGAGCAACUUCUCGGAGCCUUGGCAUGCGGCGCACAUGGUGCUGUUGGAAGUACCUACAACUAUUUGGGUAAAACAACAUAUAAGAUGAUGGCUGCUUUUGAGAAAGGCGACUUGCUCAAAGCCCAGGAGCUUCAGCACACCAUUCAGAAGUUCAUGGUGUUUGUGUUUGACAUGGGUUGGGGCCUGCCAGAAUUUAAACAGAUAAUGUCUUUGAACUCCGGGAUUGACAUGGGCCCAGCCCGCCUUCCCUUACUCUCUUCUCUUCAACCAGAACAUCACGAGAGUGUCAAAAGUAAACUGAAAAAAUUGAAUCAUCUAUGAAAUGUUUCCCUUAUUAAAACCACAAAAGCUUUUUACUGAAAUUUGGCAGUCGCACUAUGACAGAACUUUCCUAAUGUGAACCAUGGCACUAUAUUGGUCUUCGUAAAAUAGAAAUGUUUUAUACAAACCAUUUUUCUCUCAGUCUCUGAAAAACUAUUUCCAAUAUCCAGAUUCAAUCAGGUUUUUUUUGUCACUUGUGUUAUUGGUAAUACUGCUAAUGUGACCAACAUUUCCACUAAAAUGUUCUCUCUAGAAUA